AUGGAAAUUCGACGCCCAGCUGCAGUUAGGUCGAUUCACAGAGCAAGAAGUAGAGUGAAUCCUUCUAUACCACAAUUGUUGAGUGAUUGGUCCGAUAUCAUGAAUUCAGAAGAGUUUGGGGCUAGACUCUUAUAUGUCAAUGGGUCAACUGAUGAGUCAUUUUUUCAAGGUUCCCUAGAAAUCCUUAGGGAUGAUGGAAGCAUUCGCUUUGUUGGGUUAGUGUUCACAAACGUAGAAUUCUUGAACCAAAUGAAUGCACAUAUACAAACGGUAAGGACACUGUGCAUGGAUGGGAAAUUCCAAAUUCGUCCAAGACAACCGCCAGAUAUUGAACAAUUGUUCACAAUACAAAUUAUUUUGAAUAAUGUGGCAAUUCCAAUAGUUCAUGUCCUAAUGGUAGAUCGACUAAUAGAGUCAUAUUGUAGAGUCCUACAAUAUUUAAGACAUGACUUAAAUUUAAAUCUUGAAUUUGAAAAUCUUCAAAUAAUAACGGAUUUUGAACAAGGGCUAAGAAAUGCAAUUAACAGAGUACUGCCCGAAGUCAACAACUCAGGGUGUUGGUUCCAUUUUAUCCAAGUUAGUGUUAAAAAUGGAUAUAAUUGA
This is a messenger RNA of Macrosiphum euphorbiae (potato aphid), 603 nucleotides long. The record is from the annotation of a GenBank genome assembly. Lineage: Eukaryota; Metazoa; Arthropoda; Insecta; Hemiptera; Aphididae.